AUGAAAAGACACAACACAUUUGGUGCAGAAUUUUUAAUUUCAUCAUCAACAAUAACCAGAUCAUCACCGCCACCAACACACCAUCAUUUCAAUCAUUGGAAAAUGGAGAUAAAAAUUACAGAAGCAUUAAGAGCAAGUGGUUAG
Messenger RNA from Dictyostelium discoideum AX4, 144 nucleotides. RefSeq lists its product as hypothetical. NCBI's taxonomy places the organism in Eukaryota, Evosea, Eumycetozoa, Dictyosteliales, Dictyosteliaceae. The record is from RefSeq and is a predicted model, not a curated record. Bases 1 to 144 code for a protein of 47 amino acids. The transcript has 3 exons.